Molecule: messenger RNA, 945 nt
Organism: Tremella mesenterica DSM 1558
Lineage: Eukaryota; Fungi; Basidiomycota; Tremellomycetes; Tremellales; Tremellaceae
Exons: 3
Coding region: 1-945 (314 amino acids)
Molecular function (GO): zinc ion binding; nucleic acid binding
Source: RefSeq, a predicted model, not a curated record
AUGUCAAACAACGACGACCUCUCUGCACUUUCCAAGUUGAUCCCGACUUUAACAGGGACAGAAACCUUUGUUCGUUGGCGCCGAGGUGUACGUAACUACCUCUUCGACAAAGGUGCUCAAGGUCAUCUCAGCGGCCUUGAGCCCGAGCCUUUCAGACGACUCGUAAAUCCGGCAGUGCCAACAGAUCAUUCCGUUGUCUUUCCCCCUGAUACCAUUGCCGGGGAGGCUCCCCCAGACGCCACAAAUUCAACAACAGCAGACCUCUGGUCAGCCCAAGAAAUCUGGGCGCGUAUUACUGCGCAGCAUCAAGUUAAAACGACAGCAAGGCGUAAUGAUCUCAACCAGCGUAUUUCCCUCCUCCGUCUAGUUGAAAAUGCCAACUUCGACACCAUGCACGCUCACCUCGAGACCUUUAGUGAGCUAGUAGCCGAGGCUCUUGGUGCAGGUGCCCAUAUAGAUGAUGGUGAUCGUUCCGAAAGAUUUCUUCUCUCCCUUGGUCGCGACUUUGCGCCACUUCGUCAACAGUGGGAUCUCCGACCAGACACGCAGAAAAGCUGGGACCAUCUUGUAACCGCGUACCACAGUAUUGCCGACACCCGCCGUCUUGAGCAAGAAAUGGAGAACCAUACUCAACAAGCCAUCAGUGCUGUUCUUGUAAAUAAAGAUGCUAUAAAGAAGGAUAAGGGGAGAUCAGGUAGUAGGGUAGGAAAGGGUAGAAGAAAACGUGGGAAAGAUGAAAGUGAUAGUGAAGAAGACGAAGAGUGUGAUUGGUGUGGUAAAUACGGACAUAGUGUGGAAGACUGUCGCAUUAAGAAACACGGAGAUCUAUCCAAGAGUCAAUUACAGGAAGCCAUUAGAGAAUACCGAUCAAAACACCAAGUCAAUGUCAUGAGAGACGAGUCGCCAGAACCCAUAGUCUUCGGUAAUCUUUCUUCGCUCCUAUGA